Molecule: messenger RNA, 1053 nt
Organism: Fusarium musae
Lineage: Eukaryota; Fungi; Ascomycota; Sordariomycetes; Hypocreales; Nectriaceae
Exons: 1
Coding region: 1-1053 (350 amino acids)
Source: RefSeq, a predicted model, not a curated record
AUGGUCGCCAUUCGCUCCUUUUUGAUUCUCUCUGCUGCGGCUGGCAUUGCCUCUGCUGGGAAAUGCAAGCCUGAAAGCCGGUCGAGCUCCAUCGUCCCAGUGGCAAGCAGCACUGGUUCCGCCAGCGUCAGCGUGAUUGAGUCUAGUGCUACUCUGGCUGGCACGACCACGGAAACGACCCUUACCAAGUCUGCUACAGAGACUGCUUCUGAUGAGACUGCCUCAGCAAGCGGUUCGGCCUCAGCCACGAUCGUCGAGUCUUCUACCACUCUGUCCGAUACCACCGUUGAAACAAGCAUUGCGGAGUCUACUGCUUCCAGCGCCACCUCUGCCGAUAUCAGCACAACCGAGUCCAAACUCACGACCUUCCUCACCUCUUUUAGCACGUCCAACGCAGACACCACUACCGAAGCUGCAACCACCACUACAGCUGCACCUGGGCCUGUCGUAUCAUGCCCUUCCGACGUUGAUCAAUGCCUUGGUACCAUGGAGAUUCAAUGUGACGUGCUCCUUGGAGGAUUGAACAGCCCUAGCACUGUCGCUGACAUGAACGCAUGUGCUCAGCAAUGCAACUCCGACACUUCUUGCAGAGCCUUCACAUAUAAUGAGUACAUGUAUUCAUGCUUCAUUAUCACUACCCAAGAAAUCGUUCCCUCCAAUGUUGGUGGCUGGGUAGCUGGCAUCAAGGGAACGUGCGGCGAAACCACCGAGUCCAGCAGCACAGUCUUUACAUCCACUGCCGAGACCACUACAACCGAGGCGGCCACAACCACGACUGCAGCGGCACCGCCGGUGGACAACUGCCCCCCGGAGACUGGCUUCUGCUUCGGCACAGCGGUGCUCCAGUGCGACAUUGUUAUUAACGAUGGUCUGAUCUUUUCUGGGGGCGGCAGUCUCACGCAGUGUGCUCAGAUCUGUGCAAUAGAUGAUUUAUGCACUGGCUUUUCCCAUAGACGGUCCGAUGGUGCGUGUUAUACCAGUCACAACGAGGCUCUUACCUCAACUACGCAAGAGGGAUGGGACACCGGUAUCUCGUACUCUUGCGCCACUUAG